CUUGUAAUAAAAUUAAGUAAUAGAUGAUACCUGAAUUAAAUGUUAUACCUAAAAUGAAUUGAUAGAUAAUUAUGAGUGAUUAAUAAAUACUUGUGAAUUGAGAGAGAAUAAUCCUUUUUGGAAUUUACAUACAUAAUAAUAUUCAAUAAACCAUCAGAUUGACUCAGACUUGUAUUAUAGGGGUUUAAAUUAGUUAGAAAUAAUUAAUUCUGAAUAAUAUGAAACAUUGAGAAAAUUUUCAUCAUAAAUUCUUAUGAUUUAGAGAAAAGGGAGAGAAAACUUUAAAGUAUUAUGAAAAAUGGAAAUGGAUUAAUAUAUUAAGAGAUGAGAGUAACAAUAAAAGUGAUUUUAAGAAUAUUAAGUAUACAAUAUAUUUUGUAUUAAAUGGGAUGUAAAGAAAAUAUAUGAC
Paramecium sonneborni is the source of this 409-nucleotide messenger RNA. The record is from the annotation of a GenBank genome assembly. NCBI's taxonomy places the organism in Eukaryota, Ciliophora, Oligohymenophorea, Peniculida, Parameciidae.